UGCUAACCAACCAAUUCGGAAGGUGAGUUUGAAUCUCUGAGAACUGGAAAUCAGAAUUUUCGAGAAACAGAAGAGGAGAGUGGAGAAAUCAUUUUGCAUAUUUCGGACACUGUCAUUCGGCAGUUCAACUGAACUGAAGUCAUCGCUGAGUGCUCUCCAAAUACUAAAUUUCGUCUGUUUUGAUUGAGUAAGUGAAACGUUUUGUACAGUGUUCAUUAGCAGAAAAUCAAGACUUCUGAAUUUCAUCGAUUCGAAAAUUCUCCAACUUAAUGUUUAGUUAUUCAAUCAGCUUGCCGGAAUUCAAACCAACGGCCUUCCAUGGUAUGAGCAAGCGUUAUUUAAAUUAUAAAUUAUACUGCUUCUUGCACUUUUUUGGAAGAAUUAGGACUAACAUCGUAAGAUCUGAAUUACUUGUAUUAUAGAAUUCAUAUUUAACUUUCAUUAAAAUUUAUUCUAUUGUUGCGCAUUUUGUGAAUUGCUUCAGCUAGAUGCAGAGAUUUGUUGCAGGAAUUCAACUUUAAAAGUCAAAAAGUGUGUUUUAAAAUUUCGAUCCCCUGUUACAUAAGUAGCAAAGUGCUUGAAGUCAUAAACGACUGUGAUCUGUAAUUUAGCAAUAGCGAAAAGUGGUACUAAUAGUAUUUCAGUAGCGAAGAAGAAUCAAAAGUUUCAAGAAAUUUCCACUUUCACAUCGCAUAUCGAAAGCCGAUAAAAUCGGUAUCACUGACUGUUCCAGCAAGCUCAGUUUUAUUUUGCAGACCUUCAAACAGACCAAAAUUUUCAGCAAUUCCACGGAGUUUCCACUUAUUUACUGCAGCUUGAAUUAUAUCAGAUAAAAGUUCAAGGUUAGCUCCAUCAACUUCAAGUCUUCUUAAAAAUUCUUCGAGGUUCGUCGCACAGCUGUUUCGUAUUCUUACUUCAAAAUGCCAAUCCGUGUUUCAGCUACUCUCGCAGAUCCACCCCAGCUUCAGAGACAAGAACGUGCCGGCAGGAGAGGAUGGAAUGUCAAGGCAUCGAAUUUUGCCACAGGAACAAUCAAUCCUAUCAGAAAAGUUGUGGAAAACAUGAAACUCACUCCCAAUCCGGAAAAGAAAAUGAUUUCGCUUUCCAUAGGAGACCCAACUGUUUCUGGCCACUUGAAGCCUUGCGAAGAAAUCCUACAAUCAGUUGAAAACAGCUUAAGAAGUUUCAAGUAUAAUGGAUAUGCUGCAAGUACAGGGCAUCUACAACCCAGGGAAGCAGUUGCCAAAUAUUCGACCAGACCCGGUGCACCAAUAGAGGCAAAGGAUGUGAUUUUGACAUCUGGUUGCUCACAAGCUCUGGAACUAGCCAUCUGUGUUUUGGCCAACCCCGGUCAAACUGUGCUUGUACCUAGACCAGGAUUUCCUUUGUAUAAAACUCUGGCUGAAAGUAUGGGAAUCAAUAUUAAAUAUUAUACCUUAUUGCCGGAGAAAGGAUGGGAAGUGGACUUGGCCGACUUGGAACAUCAGAUUUCUCCAGACACGGCUGCCAUCGUCGUCAAUAAUCCAUCCAACCCCUGCGGUUCGGUGUACAGUCGUCGGCAUUUGCAGUCCAUUCUGGAGGUGGCAGCCAGGAAUUACGUACCCAUCAUUGCGGAUGAAAUUUACGAGAAUUUCGUAUUUCCGGGGGAGGAGUUCUAUCCAAUUGCUUCGAUGUCGCUUUCAGUGCCGAUUCUUACAUGCAGUGGUCUCACUAAAAGAUUUCUAGUUCCAGGAUGGAGAAUGGGAUGGAUUUUAAUCCACGACAGAAACGAAGUCUUCGGUUCUUCUAUACGGAAUGGAUUACAGUCCUUAUGCCAAAGAAUCAUGGGUAGUAACACAAUCAUACAAGGAGCUCUACCGAGUCUAUUAAAGGACACUCCGCAGAAAUUCUUUAGCGAAGUCAUCACAUCUGUAAAAACGAAUGCUUCCAUUGCGUACUCCGUAUUAUCGGAAAUUCCAGGAUUGAUGCCUAUUAUGCCAUCGGGAGCUAUGUACAUGAUGGUCGGGAUUGAUAUUCCACAGUUCCGCGGAUUCCGGCACGACAUGGAUUUCGUGGAGAAGCUUGUCGCUGAGCAAUCCGUCAUGUGUUUACCGGGAAUGUGUUUUGAUUACCCGAAUUAUGUGCGUCUUGUGCUGACUGUUCCGGAAGAAGAUAUUCGUGAGGCCUGCAACAGGAUUGCAGAAUUCUGCCAGAAAUAUUACAGAUUUUCUUUCGCCAGUGAUAAUUCAUCGGUUUCCGAGGUAUCGUCAUCGUCUUGCGACACUACCAAUGACGUCAUAGAGAGUCCUCAGCCAAUUCGCGUUUGAAAUGCAAUUGAAUGCAACAUCUGCAUCUUUUUUUACUUUAUUUUUGCAUUUAGAGUAGAAGAAGUGUAUAUCUGUAUUUACACUGAGCCAAAAAUUGCGUGCAAUAAUCGGAAGCCAACAUUAACUGGAUUUGGGUAUUGGCUUCUCAAACCAACCAAGGAUAGGAAUGACUCAUGAGAAUGUUCAUUAAAGUUUAUUAUUUAAGACAAAUUUAGAUCUAUUUUAGAAUUAAUUAAACCUCUGCAAUGUUUCAGAUUAAUUCCGAAUAUUUAAAAAAAGGAGACGGUUUAGAUAACUUAUAUAUCAGGAACAUUUUGUAUCUAAAUUUUACCAUUUGCGACAUUAUGCAUUUCCAGGAUAUUUAUUACUUACAAACGUAAUGCCUUUUAGUGGGGUAUGCAGCUUUAAAUAUUUUAAUUAAAUAUCCACAACACUCGAAACUGUUCAACAUUUAUUGCUAACGAUUUAAUUAGAGUAGCUUUCUAUAAGUAAUUUUAAAUCUUGUUCAUUUAGUCUAUAAUAUUCUAAAAUAUUCUUUAAUUUGUAGUAUAAACACAGGAACUCGAGACUUUUUGCUAAAUUAGCUUUUCCAAGUUCAUAGCCCAAACAAAAGAGUGCCCAUCACAGGCGAAGGAUUUUUUUUUUUUUUUUUUUUUUUUUUUUUUUUUUUUUUUUUUUUCAGAAAUGAAAAUACAUCUUUAUAAUAAAGAACAGGCUAAAAUUUUCCAUUUAUCGAAACUUAUUUUGUAAUUUUUAUAAACUUUUACUUUUUCUCUCUUUUGAAAAUAUAAUCAAUGUAACUUUAGAGGGUCUUAAAAUUCGCUGUAAAUUUUGGAUAAAAGAUAAUUUUGUGGUUACAGGGGAAUGCCUUAAAAUUUACAUUAAAAGGUUUAUAAUAAAUUCUCGUGAUUACCAUUGAAUAUAUUACAUAUUACAAAUCCUGUAACAAUCUUCAAGAACAAUAUCAAGUUGAUUCGAAGUUCAGAACACUUAAAACGAUUGCUGGAUCAGCCAGUGGAUAAAAUGAGCAUUAGAAAACUGGAAUAACAAACACUUCCUUAAAAAUCAGUGACGCAUAGCCAGAUCUAUGAAGUUUUUUUUUAAUUUAAUAAAUGUCUUAAAAUAUUCUUUUUCUUAAAAGGACACCAAAAACUGCGUAUAUGCAAACUAUUUUAAAUUUUGUAUUAGUGCUGUUUCAAAUGAGGAAGUAAUAUGGUAGACCAGGCCCCAGAUAGAUAUGUUGUUAAAAACAGAAACCACAUAAAUGAAGUAGGUUUAUUGUUUUAGUGUAUAAGUGGAAUUUUCAUAUCUUUGCUUUGAUCAAGUAGUAAUUGUUUCGCUUCUGUCUGCUCUAACAUAUUGCCGUGCGUUACAAUGUAAUUAUGUGAUUUACAUAGUUCUGUAGAAUAAAGCUCUGUAUAUUAGUUUUAGAUUUUUUCAAAUAAAGAAAAUGAAUGAUUGAAA
This is a messenger RNA of Stegodyphus dumicola, 3770 nucleotides long. RefSeq names its product tyrosine aminotransferase-like. The record is from RefSeq and is a predicted model, not a curated record. Lineage: Eukaryota; Metazoa; Arthropoda; Arachnida; Araneae; Eresidae. Gene Ontology annotation, molecular function: pyridoxal phosphate binding; L-tyrosine:2-oxoglutarate transaminase activity. Gene Ontology annotation, biological process: biosynthetic process; L-tyrosine catabolic process; L-phenylalanine catabolic process.